Molecule: messenger RNA, 1476 nt
Organism: Scomber japonicus (chub mackerel)
Lineage: Eukaryota; Metazoa; Chordata; Actinopteri; Scombriformes; Scombridae
Exons: 11
Coding region: 1-1476 (491 amino acids)
Cellular component (GO): nuclear envelope; meiotic nuclear membrane microtubule tethering complex
Molecular function (GO): protein binding
Source: RefSeq, a predicted model, not a curated record
AUGCCCGGAGUAGACGCACUCCCUUCGGAUCGCCAUGGCGACGCCGUCCACGCCAUUGGAGGAAGCGAUGUAGUGAGUGGAGAGGAAGUGAUGGAUAUGGAGCUGCUGCUGGAUCCGUCUGAGUCUCCGUUCCUUCUCAGCUCGUCGUUUCCACCGGAGCUGAACGGAGAGGACACGCAGCGACUGGACGACAGCUGGAGCCAAGAUGGCGACCUGCAGGGAUGCGGCCAGUUGGAGAGAAGAUGGAUCCUCUGGCACGGGUUUAUGAAAGAACACGCUCACCUGGACGCUUGGCUGCGAUUGGCUGAGCAGGCCGUCGGUUCACCAAACUCUGCUCAUGUUACCUACGUCACUGCCAAGGAGGAGCUGAGGAGGUUUGAGAGGCUGCGUAGUGAGGCGGGGUCUCGUCUCGUGCAGCUGGACAGUCUGACUCAGAGGAACCGGACGCUGACUCGGCUGUUUCAGGGAGCGAUGCAGGCUCGGGUUCUGGCCUCAGCGAGGGACAGCGGAGCACGAUGGGACCAAGUCAACGCCAGACUGGAAACCGUCACAUCACAGCUGAAGCUGUUCGUCUCGGAGUGGGAGGGGUUUGAGGCGGAGCGGGAGGAUCUUGCUGUCUGGUUGGCUGACCUGGACGUCCGUCUGACUGAGGUCGAACACCUGACAGGAAGUACCUGCGAGAAGCUGAGACGACUGCAGUCCUUCCAGCAGUGUGUGUGUGUGAACUCGGACCGUGUUAACGCCCUCCUGCAGCGCGGCGAGGAGUUGAUCCAGCACAGCGAGCCGAGCGACGUCCAGCAUGUAGAGAGCCGCCUGCUGGAGCUGCUGCGCCGCUGCAGCCACGUCUACAACAACAUCGCACGGACACACACACGACUGCUCAGCAUGAGACUGGUGUUUGAGGAUGACUGGAUCCUGUCUCAGGCUACAGACUCCGGUUGUCCCUCAGAGACGUUAUUAGAGGAAGAAGGAGCGCUUGAUAAACCAACUCCUCCUUCUCCAUCCUCUCCUUCCCAUGAGCACCUGGGGCUCGAGUGGGACCCCUCGGUCGACAUCGGACGCUCCGUCUCCCGUGACGACGCAGACUCUUCGUAUUUCAGCGCCAGCACAGUGUCCUCUGUGUCCUCCGUGUCCUCCGUGUCCUCCGUGUCCUCUGUGUCCUCUGUGUCCUCUGACGGGGCUCCUCCCGAGGAUCAGUGGGUGACGUCGACCCCUGACGGACAGAAGAGCGAGCCAAUCAGCUUCGACUGCUGGCGUGUGAGAGCGUGGCUCGGCGUUCAGAGCGCCGUCGCUCCAGAGAGACGGACUUCCUGCUGUAAAGCCGUUCAGACUGACGGAGAGAGGAAGAGUCUCCUGGUCGAGAUAAGAGAUAAUAUUACCAUGACAGCGGCUGAGGAGACACAGCUGAAGAGGGUCGACUCUUCAGACGAGGGAUCAGCUGACGUAGAACACAAAAGGCUCCUGGAUCCAGAGUAG